CAUUAGUGAGGGUUGUUACGGCCCGAGCUCGGGGAGGCAGGACGUUACACCCGGCACUCACCAGCACACCAAGUCAACCAUGGAGCCGCCGCCGCCGCCGCCACGCGCUCCGCCGGCGCUAGCGGACGAGCUCGUGGAGGAGAUCCUCCUCCGCUCCCCGCCGGACGACCCCGCGCGCCUGGUCCGCGCCGCGUUCGUCUGCAAGCGCUGGUGCCGCCUCGUCGCGGGCCCCGCCUUCCGCCGCCGCUUCCGCGGCCUCCACCGCCGCCCCGCCCCGAUGCUGGGCUUCCUCAGCAACGACGUGUCCUGCGCCGGCGCCGACGACGCCUGCUCCGCCCGCUUCGUCCGCACCGCGGCCUCGUGCCCGCCCAUCGCCGCCCGCCGCGGCUGGCACGCGCUCGACGCCCGCGCCGGCCGCGUCCUCCUCCGCCGCGCCGCCUACGCCGCGGCUGCCGAGCAUGCGGCGAUCCGCCUCGCCGUAUGGGACCCGCUCGCCGCCGGCGACCGCGGCCACAUCGACCUGCCCGCCCCCGUGCUGCCGCGGCGCCCGCGGAGCUGGAACGCCUCGCUGCUCUGCGAGGACGACCCGGACGACGGGCCCUUCCGCGUCGUCCUGGUGGGCACGGACGCCGAGGGGACCUUCGCCUGCGUCUACUCGUCGCCGGAGCCCUCCGCGUGGGGCGAGCCGGCCUACGCUCCUCAGCAGCACCCGGGCGGCGGCGGCGACCACGUCGACGCGGUGCGCGGCGCCCUCGUCGGGGAUGCGCUCUACUUCGUCUGCCAGAGGAGGAGCAGGGUGCUCAGGUACGACCUCGGCACGCGCGCCAUGUCCGUAGUGCACCUGCCGGAGGCGUCCCAUAACCAGCGCAUCGCGCUGACCACGACGGAGGACGGCGGCCUGGGGUUCGCGAGGAUGGAGGGCCACAGGCUCUGCCUCUGGUCGUCUAGCGGAGGUGCCACUGCCAUGGAAUGGACACGAGGCAGAGUGAUUGACCUCAGGACGCUGCUCCCCGUCAUCGAUUUGCUCGGAUUUGCCCAUGGCCUGGGCAUCAUCUUGGUGGGGACGGUGGAUGGCUUCUUCUCCGUGGAUCGGAAAUCUGGCCGGAUCAACAAGGUGGGAGACGGCCCUGGAUUCUACAAUGUUGUUCCCUACGUGAGCUUCUACACUCCAGCACUGGGAACGGCAUCUGCAGAUGAGGGAUCAGGUCGACCAAGUCACAAUUUUGCCGCUGGUUGUCACUCCGCUGGCCAUGGCUGUACAUGAAUCUUCUGAGGCGUUGCAGUGUGAAACGAUGAGCAUGUAAUGGCCUCAUAAUCUUGUAAAGGCAAACGGUUGCUGAGUCAUGCUCCACAUUUCUCCAGUGGAGUCUGCGAAUGCUUACCACCAUCUACUCUUCAGCAAAUGCUGUGAAAAACCCACCAUUGCUUUUUUUUCUAAUUAAUUCUACCAAACACCACUUCUGACUAGCGACUGGUUUAUAACUAGUGUACCAACAACCAAGUGGCAAAAAAAAAAACGAGCAUCAUAUCAUAUCAAAACCAUCUUGCAAAAUAUGAGUGACACUUCAUUACUGAUGGCAACAGCCACGGCGCUACCUCACACCAUUCAAGCAGUCGCUCAAGGGCAUAUACAAGGGUAUAAGCUGAAAUGCAUUGAACUUUUCUAUUACAAGCAGUUAGGUGAUACAUAUAUGCUUCCUCUUGCAAGGAAAACAGUAG
Panicum virgatum (switchgrass) is the source of this 1719-nucleotide messenger RNA. RefSeq lists its product as uncharacterized. The coding region runs from base 80 to 1264 and encodes 394 amino acids. Gene Ontology annotation, molecular function: protein binding. Lineage: Eukaryota; Viridiplantae; Streptophyta; Magnoliopsida; Poales; Poaceae. The transcript is spliced from 3 exons. The record is from RefSeq and is a predicted model, not a curated record.